Messenger RNA from Hymenoscyphus albidus, 1776 nucleotides. The record is from the annotation of a GenBank genome assembly. NCBI's taxonomy places the organism in Eukaryota, Fungi, Ascomycota, Leotiomycetes, Helotiales, Helotiaceae.
GGACCUCAUCCCUUCUUCGAUUCAUAUUUCCAAUUCAUUCACUUUUCUCUUCUUGUAAUCCUGGGCUAUUCCAAUUCAAUUUCCAAUCCCCCUUCCGUCUCUACAAUUGAUCUUACAUUAUCCCUCGGAACUCACAAUGGACUCCCUCACUCCCCCCACCUACGAAAUCUUCCGCGACAAGCACGGGAUCCCCCAAUUCUCCCCCAAACGGGGAACCCGUGCCCUAAUAAACGCCCUCUCCUACGCCUUCCCAACCCUAGAAACCGAGCUGGAGUUGAUGCAAGCAGCCCUGCAAAAGUUCUUUGUGUCUGAGAAAAGAGUCAGCGGCACAUUCAUCUGUGAACUACCAGAGAACAACUUGCAAGCCAGUUUGAAGGACCAGAAGGACGAUGUGGAAAGUCCUUUGCCUAGUGCGGUUGCCUUUUUGCGGAGUUGGAAGGUUGCGUUGGAACCGCAGCGAGGAGCGCGGGCGGGCUCAAGGUCUAGUUCAAGGGUGGAGGGACGAACGCCGGCUUUGACUAGUAGGAAUACUAGCCGAGCAAGCAGUAGGUGCGGGACGCCUGUGUGGAGGGAACCGGAUGGAGAGGUAUUGAAGGGCAGUUCAAUGACGACUUGGAGUUUGUCGAGUGGUCAGGAGAUUGAGAAGAAGAAGCGAACUCCUUAUGACCCAGUCAAGAGGCGGAAGGUUGCGGAAAAUAGAGGGAACGCUUGUGAGAAACAUCGUUUGCAGAAAACUGCUGUAAGCUACGGCAAGUCAGCGCAAGAGGAUGAAGUGCUGACGAGUUGUGUAGUGUGAUCCAAGUUCUUGCCCUCAGAACAAGCUUUACUCGAAGGCUUCUAAUUGCAACAAACCAGAAAGCAGCUUUGUGAAUUCCGAAGCAGAAUUUCCCAAAUCCAAUCAAAGACCUGGAGUAUCAAGACCUGAACUUCAGACCUCGACGAGUUCUUUUCUUGUAGAAGACAAAACACUUCUAAUAGGAAGCGAAGACUUCUGGGACUCCUCAUUUUGCAAUCCCAUGCCUGUUCAAAGCCAUACCUCCCAAACAAGCACUAUGACUCGCACGAGUUCGUCGCAUAGUACACGUACUACAACAUACGACGAGAGCCCAUAUAGCAACCCUGACCUUUCAGACUCGCAUAUAUCGAGUGGCCUCCAUUUCAAUAACUCGAGCACAGCACUGCUAGGAUUAGACUCACUGUUGGAUGAAACUCCAGCUUGGAAAAGUCCAGAAGACAAUACUCCCUGGCAAAUUUCUACCGAACCGCAACCAACGCUUGAAGAUCCUUUCAUGGGCUGGGGCGACAAACGCGCGAGCCAGAACUUGGGCGAGUACGAAUGGGUAGUAGAACACCUAUGAAUCUCUCCUGAGUGAAGAAAGAAGUCCAAACCUACGCCGAGACGAUGACAGAAGCCAACGCCGCGAGGAAAGAAAAACUCUUGUCGCUAUCACGCAGAGUCAUCAUUCACAAAUCUAGCUACUAACUUCGCUGUAGCCCAGUCGCUAGCCAGAGCCCCCUCCGAUAUCCGAAUGCAAGCUGAUUGUAGAAAUUAAAGAGGACAACGUGACGAGCUAGAACUUGGCCAUUACGCAAAGAAAUCCACCAUCUAGAAUCUGGGGCGACCCAGAAAUGCCGUAUCAACCACGUCACGCUACAGAAAGCCAACGACCCAAGAUCCAGAAAAUAGAUUUCUAGAGACCCUCAUACACUAUCCGGGCUUGUUCAACUCGUCCUUUCCACGACGCACGUCGACGGAAGAUUGAAAGGAACCAAACG